Dentiscutata erythropus is the source of this 316-nucleotide messenger RNA. NCBI's taxonomy places the organism in Eukaryota, Fungi, Glomeromycota, Glomeromycetes, Diversisporales, Gigasporaceae. The record is from the annotation of a GenBank genome assembly.
GUUAAAGGUUUAUUGACUGAAGAACUUGAAGUUUAUCGACUAAAGAAAUCUAAUUGUUUUGAAGGAGUAGGAGAGUGGGUGGGGGAUUGGAAGUGGGAAAGUGGGGUGGGACAGAGAGAGGGAAAAAAGAGGAGUGGGGAAGAAUAUGCAGCACCUAAAAAUGAAUCUAGAGAAGAUAGAGCUAAUAGAUUAAAAAGAAGAAGACAAGCUAAAUAUAUGCAUUACCAAAAAGAAGAAGAUAUUGCAGGACCUUCAAGAAGAACAAGAUCUCAAACUUCUAAAGCAUCAUCAGAAACAAGAUCAAAAACAAAAGAAG